UGGAGCCUAGAUUGUGUUUUGUUUUAAUAUUAUUUAGAUAUAUAUAUUGUUCUGUUAAAACACUGUUUGGUGAGCAGUUGGAAACUCAAGAUCCCUGCUUGGCAAUUAUAUUCAAUAUGUUUCAGGUUGUAAAUCACUUUGUUUUAUGUCACCACUGACUCCCAGCUGAGCGGGUUUCGUUUUUAUCAAUUUGUAGGGAAGUUUAUUUCAGAGCUCUUGGAGCCACCAGAACAUACGUGGCUGUGUCUGGGAUCAGUCGUGACACAUUUCUGAGUGGCACAUUUCAUAAGUCGUGUGGUACGUCAUCAAUAUUGCACUGGUCGCAGUUAUUUCAAGAUUGUGCACUGCCAACCUUACGUAUCAAAGGAGAGACGCAGCAACUGGUCAAAUGGUGACAUGUGAGCAGUGUCCACCAGGGACAUUUGUGAAAACCCACUGCACAAGUGUCCAGCGGACAGUAUGCGAAGGCUGCCCGCAACUACAUUACACACAAUACUGGAACUAUCUCAUGAAAUGUCGCUACUGUAAUGUCUUCUGUGCAGAACAUCAGUAUGAAAAACACCAGUGUAAUGCUACACACAACCGUGUGUGUGAAUGUAAAGCUGGUUAUUAUUUGGACUUUCAGUUCUGCCUGAAACACUCCAGUUGCCCUCCGAGUUAUGGCGUGGCCGAGUUGGGAACUGCGUACGCUGACACAAAAUGUGAAAAGUGUAGCAAGACUUCCUUUUCUUCCACGAGCUCCAGUACAGAGACUUGCAUUGCUCACAGGAACUGCACUGCGCAAGAUUUGGAGGUCAAUGUCCCAGGUGAUCGACAUCAUGACACUCUGUGUACACCAUGCAAGAAGCACGAGGAUAAUAACAUUUUUGCAAAUACUUCAGCUGUUUCCAUCUGUGACGAAGCAAUGAUAGAGUUUGUGGCAUACCAGAAAAUCCCACAAAGGAAACUCAAGCGAUUCAUAUUCUUACUUCGAAUCCAAAACACAAGGCAAUUCAGAAAAGAACUCCAAGGCCACGGCAAGCCGGAAAUUUAUGAAAUCCUUCAUUCUCUUUUGUUAAAGUGGAAGGAAGGGAUCAAAGAAAAUGUAUUGGAAAACAUGACAGAUAUACUUAAAAAAGCAAAGUUAAAGUCAAUUGAAAUGAAAGUAAGGGAACGUUUUAUGUAAAGAAGUAAUUAACCUCUCAAAUUAAUCGCAGGGGUAAGGUCAAGAAAACAUGUCUCAUUUAUAGAAUCAUAGAAAUUUACAGAGCAGAAAGAGGCCAAUCAAGUCUUCAUUGGCUCUCAGAGCCAAAACUUUAUUGCAUUUCACUGCCUGCCUUGGCAGGGCAUUCCACAUCACGAGUUAAACAUUUCUCGUAUGCUAUUUCCACUGAAUCCCUACCCAUAGCUGUCAGAACUGACCUAUUUCAGUAAAUAACAAUGUGCACUGCCAUUAUGCUUUAUCUUCCUUUAAUGUCCAGCUCCUCUUUAUUGACAUUCUCUGAUCUUUGCUACGGUCUGUCCAACUCUCUGUUACUCAAUGUCAGGGUUCCUUCUUGGUUCUCAGCUGACCAUUUGUUACAAAUAUGCAGUAUUUCUAAAAACAUGUGUUUUUCCUCUGGUACCCUGGAUCUAAUUUUCCUUUCAAAACUAGAAGCUUAAAAUUCUCACUCAUUGCAGAGAAAUUAGUAAGCAAGACAUCAAAAUACUUUUAUUGAAAAUACAGAACAGUAUUUACAAUAAAAGAAUCGGGACCAGCUUCUCAGUGUUACUGUGUUGAAUAUUGAAUUCUUAUUGAAUAUGAUGUGUAUUUUUUCACUAUUGAAACAAACAAUGUUGAAUGUUACAAUGUACGAUUAGAGAUGUAUUUUAUAUUUUUUUUACAAAAUAAAAUUGUCUGGCAG
Callorhinchus milii (elephant shark) is the source of this 1883-nucleotide messenger RNA. Its product is annotated as tumor necrosis factor receptor superfamily member 6B. Lineage: Eukaryota; Metazoa; Chordata; Chondrichthyes; Chimaeriformes; Callorhinchidae. The record is from RefSeq and is a predicted model, not a curated record. Gene Ontology annotation, molecular function: protein binding. Bases 389 to 1165 code for a protein of 258 amino acids. The transcript is spliced from 4 exons.